Messenger RNA from Mytilus trossulus (common blue mussel), 4929 nucleotides. Its product is annotated as fatty acid hydroxylase domain-containing protein 2-like. NCBI's taxonomy places the organism in Eukaryota, Metazoa, Mollusca, Bivalvia, Mytilida, Mytilidae. Gene Ontology annotation, cellular component: endoplasmic reticulum membrane. Bases 61 to 1098 code for a protein of 345 amino acids. The record is from RefSeq and is a predicted model, not a curated record. Gene Ontology annotation, molecular function: C-4 methylsterol oxidase activity; iron ion binding. The transcript is spliced from 7 exons. Gene Ontology annotation, biological process: sterol biosynthetic process.
UUUCCGUUUGUAAAUAAACAACUUUUUGUAACCACGAGUGUCUUUGCAGUGGUUCACAAGAUGGCCGAAGUACAACCUUCAGUACCAGUUUCCAUGGUUACAGAUCAAAAUAGAAGAGUUCAGCUUGUUGACUCUGUAAAGAAAGCCUUGUUUGUUAUAGGCUCACCACUUCUCAUAUUUAUAGCAUUCAGGAAUUCAGUUGUAUGGCAUACUCAACAAUUCUGGGGAGCAUCAGGGAAUUUCUGGCAGAAUCUAUGGGACAGUGUAUAUGAUGUGUUUGGAAGGAACGAUCUGGCAGUAGGCGUUAUAGGAACAAUUCUAUUCACUAAUGCAGUAAUAUGGGGUGCCAAUGCUUUUCUACUGAUCCUAGACGCCACAGGAAAACCUGGUUUUCUGUUAAAGUAUAAAGUUCAGGAAGACAAAAAUGUACCAGUUGAUAGACAGAAGUUAAAGAAGGCUGUGAAAAUUGUUUUGUUUAACGGAUUUGUUGUUUCAUUUCCGAUGACAUUGUUUGGAUUUUCUUUGAUGAAAUGGCGUGGGUGUAUCGUCAGUGGUGAGAUGCCUUCAUUUGCAUGGGUUCUGUUAGAGCUAACUGUGUUUAGUUUGGUGGAAGAAAUUGGAUUUUACUACUCUCACAGAUUGAUGCACCAUCCCAGACUUUAUAAGCACAUUCACAAGCUACACCACGAAUGGACAGCUCCAAUAGGGAUUAUCUGUAUCUAUGCUCAUCCUUUAGAGCAUUGUAUCAGUAAUUUGAUGCCUAUUAUGAUGGGACCAAUACUAAUGGGGUCACACUUAGCUACAGCUUGGAUGUGGUUCUUCAUGGCUCUGGUGUCAACUACUAUAUCCCACAGUGGUUAUCACUUCCCAUUCCUCCCAUCACCAGAGGCACAUGAUUUCCACCAUCAAAAGUUUACCAACUGUUUUGGAGUACUUGGUGUACUUGAUCGUCUCCAUGGAACAGACAACAAUUUCAGGGAUAGUAAAGCCUACCAGAGACACAUCAUGUUACUAAGUCUCACUCCCCUGUCUCAACAGUACCCAGAUACACCACCUAAACAAUGUUUGGAGAAAACAUCAGACAAAAAACAUGAAUAAAGGGCUUUAGCACAACAAGUAUUUUUGUAAAACCACCUAUUUUACAAAGUGUUAUGGUUUACACUUUUUUCAUCAGUUUAUUUGUUACCCAAGUGUUAUUGAAGAGCAUACUGUAUAAUCUUUAACCUGUAGCCAUUGUAAAUUAAUAGGUUGUUAAACCAGGUUUACUGUUGUGAUUUGAUGUGUGAAGGUAAUAUGAUCUGAUUUACAGCUUGGUUUUUUAUGUCCAUAUGUAAUUAUUCACCUAGUCAGUUGGAGUAAGUACAAUCAUUUGUUGUGAUGUCUUACUUAACUCUUAUAGAGUAUUAUGACUUUUUAGGGCACCCUUAAGGUUUCAAUUUGUUUUUAAUUUUCCUGAAUUGUUUUUGUUGAGAUUAACACCCAAUAUAACUUAUCUACUGACAUGGAAAUUCCAGAGCAUAUAAUUUUUUUUAUCAAUAUUCAUUUUGCAUUGUUUAUAUGAGCUAAGAAAUGACUAUAGCAGACAUUUUCUAUGAAUGAAAGAUAAACUACUAUAACUAGAUUGCUUCACAUUACAAACAUCAAGGUAUAUCAUGGUGCUCAUAGUGUAUCUUUCUUUUUCUUUGAAUUAUUAUUUUGACUUUAAUUUUUGAUUGUGCUGUUGGUUUACCAGUUAUAUAUCUCUUUUUAUAAAUUUUAUAUAAACUUUUUUUUAAUUUUAUAUAAAUUAUGCCAUGAGUAGAAUAAACAAAUAUUGAACCAAACAGGUCAUUAAGUUUACUUAAAAAUAAUGAGUUUUGUAUUUGAAAAAAAAUUUAUGUGAGAAAUUUUACAAAGAUAAGCUGCAUAGACCAUGUAGACUCCGCAUUCAUUUUGUUAUCCAGAAGUAUUUUGUUUAACAUAUGUGUGUAUAUAUAGGGGGAUGGUUUAGAUCUAAAAAAAACAUGUUUAACCCUUGCUGCAUUGUUGCGCCUGUCCCAAGUCAGGAGCCUCCAGUCUUUGUUAAUCUUGUAUGAUUUCAAAUUUUAGUUUCUUGAGUUUAUUUUGGAAGUAUGACGUUCAUUAUCACUGAACAAGUAGAUAUUUUUGUUAAGUGGCCAUUUGAAGCACGCCUGUGUGAGGGGGUUUCUCGCUGUAUUGAAGACCAUUGGUGGCCUUUCAGCGGUUGUCUGCUAAUUGGUCGGAUUGUUGUCUCUUUGACACAUUAUCUCUUUCCAUUCUCAAUUUUAUCUAUAUCCAUACAAAAAAUAAUGAUUAGUUAUUAUCACUCAAUUUAGGUACCUGUAAAUGUUACAGAUAAAAACUAAGAAGUGAACACUGACGAAGUGUACUAAAAUACAGAAAUAGUAAUACCAGUGUCUGUUUACUCUUCUAUGCUAUAGUAAUACCAGUGUCUGUUUACUCUUCUAUGCUAUAGUUUUGAAUAUCAUCUAAUUUUGUGCAGAAUCCUUUCUUCUAUUCUAUAAGAGUGUUAACUAGACUAGUGACCAGAGGUAGCUGUCAGUUAAGUUAAGCAGAUGAAAGCAUUUUUAGCAUACUAGUUAAAAACAUGAUCAAAUUAAAUAGUUAAUAUUGUGUUUUAAUUAGUUUUAUUUGCAAUUCAAUGUUUUCAUGGAUUUGCAAAUUGCCCUGUUGUAAUUGAUUGGUAUUUGUUUUUUGUUGUUGACUGGUAUUUCUGUUAAUAGUAUGUUGUCUUAGGGUGGUUCGGAUGUCUUCCUCCAUCUUGGAUUUUGAAGAAGCAGACAACUUUGGUCUAGAUAUUUGAUGAAAUGUGCAAAUUUUGAGAGUUGUUUAUAAUUUAUGUAAAAGACUGUUGAUAUAAAUAUAUUAUAUAGAAAAUUGUGUGUUUUAUCAUAACUACAGCUGUAAUUUCUCAAAAACACCUUGUUUGUGUUUAAUUUUAAAUAACAAAGAUAAAGUAAUUUUUAUAAUGUGAAGUGUUAUGAAUUUACUUAUUUUUAUAUGUAGCAAGAAAACAAGUUCGGUGACCACAUUUUUUCUUUUUCUUUUCUGAAAGUAUGUUAUAAGAGCAAUCUUCUCAAAUUCUUCUUAACGUUCUAAUAGCUUGUUUUCUUUUUAUCUCACAAAAUUUAUUUUCUAUGCAUAAUCUAUACAGAAUACAAUUUUGCACAACCUGCAGCAGUGUGGAAAAAAGUCCAGUGACCCAUACUUUUAAUAUAUUUUUGAAAAAAGCAUGAUAAAAACUUCAUUUUUACAAGUUAUCAAAAAAUUCUAUCAAUUUUAAUUAAGACUCCCUAGCCACCUUAUACAUUACGUCUACCUCCAUUGUCAGCAUCAGUCUUGUGAUUGUGAUUUUCAUCUGUCUAUAAUAUUCAAAAAUCACUUGGACAAUUCUUGUUCACAGUCAACCUCAUAUUUUUAAAGGUUUUCUUGUCUAUAAAACAACAAGGUCAACAGUGCCAAAAUAGUAGUACUCUGACCUGCAUUAAAUUUUGAUUAAUUUCAGUUGAAAGUUCAGCAGUUAUUAGUUUUAGGUAAAGUACACUUUUUGUUUUUAAAUGCAAUGAUGUAAUUUUUUUUCUCACCACUGACACCGUGUGUCAUCAGUUCACCGGAUAUAGGUACUAACCAAGCGGGCAUGAUCCAUUUUGACCUUACACGGUAACGAAAAUCUUUGUUUUGUUUUAUCAAUAUUCAAUGUACAUUUUUCAACAUUUGAAAUUCCUGCUCCCAAAUGAUUUUUGUAUCGAUUUUUUCUUAUUUAUAAAACAACUUUGAUAUUCUAAUAAGAACAAUUAACUUGUAAAUGCGCAAAUAGUUGUCAAUCUCAACACCAGCUUUCAAUUUUGAUACAGUUGUCGAGACGUUAAAAUGUUUUAUCUGAAAGAAAGCUAAUACAGGGCAAAAGUAAUAGUUACAAAUCAUAAACCUAUCUGUGAUUACUUUGUUCCUUUUUUGAGUAAUAAACGAAAAAAAUGUUUUUGUGUACGGUGUACAGCAACUAAACUAUGCACCACACAGAAAGAUUUAUGUGGUCACUAAGCACCGUACACAAUGCUUCUUUUCGAAAUAAAAUAUCGAAAAAUAACAUAUGUAUAAGAGAUUUCAAUGCCAAUUAUUGAAACAGCUAUACUUAUUACACACACAAAGUGGCCUUCUAUCAGAAAAAUAGUUGCAAUGAAUAUAUAAUCAUAUCUGAUGAGACGAGCGUAAACUCUUUGACAAGUAUUUGCACAUGUUUUUAGUAAUCGUUCUUGUUUUGGGGAAAUAAUGAGACAUAUCUAAUCAUCAACCUACAAAUCAUUUCUUAUAAUAACAAUUAUGUUUAGAUUGAUAAACACAUUGAUGUUAUGUGAAAAAACAAAGAUUUUCAUUACUGUGUUAGGUCAAAAUCGCUCACGCCCGCUUGGUUAGUACCUAUAUCCGCUGUUCGAUGAUACACAGUGACUGAAUGACUUGUGCUUUUCCUGGUACUUUUUUGUUUUGUUUUGUGGCAUUUAUAUUUAAAAAAAAUUAUACAUUGUGAAAUAAUGAUUAUGAUUAUAAUACUCCAUUAUACAUUGUUAUAACGUCAGUUAAGGUUUUGGUUUUGCUUUUUUUAAUGCAACAAUCAAUGCAGUUUUUCCUUUUGUGAUAUUUGUCAUUGUAAAUAAAAUAUUAUUUAGUGCUGCCUAUUUUUGUAAUAUUAUUUUGUUAAAUAUUUGUAUAAUGUCAAAGGAGUUGGAAACUUGUGUAUAUAAACUUCUGUGUCAUUUGAUCUCUUGUUGAGAUUUGUCUCAUUGGCGAUUAAACCACAUCUUUAUAUGAUUUUAAUAGAUAUCAGGUUUAAAAUUAUGUGGACCAGACACUUUUGGUUUUUAUACAAAAGACUUGUCAGUGAUGCUUGAAUAAAAAAAAUCAAUUAAGGUA